AUCACGGGUGAGUUAGUCAUCUUCUUCGUUAACAAACCCUAAAGUUUGGGGAUUCGCUGCAGAUCCUCAGAAGCGGCGCUGAUCUCUCCGGUAACUCAGAUUUACCAUGGUUGAAGGAAAAGGGUUCCUUGUGAGCUCAAUUACUGAGCUUCACCGGAAAGAGAAACAGAAGAAGAAAGGAAAAUCUGGAGGAUUCGAGUCUCUAAACCUUGGUCCUAAUGUCUUCAAUGCAAUCAAGAAGAAAGGGUACAAAGUUCCUACACCAAUCCAGCGGAAGACGAUGCCGCUCAUCCUCUCCGGCGUCGACGUCGUCGCCAUGGCUCGAACCGGUUCCGGAAAAACCGCAGCUUUUCUUAUCCCUAUGCUUGAGAAGCUCAAGCAACACGUGCCUCAAGGAGGUGUUAGGGCGCUCAUCUUGUCUCCUACUCGUGACUUAGCCGAGCAGACUCUGAAGUUCGCUAAGGAACUCGGAAAGUUUACAGAUCUUCGUGUUACCUUACUGGUUGGUGGUGAUAGCAUGCAAGAGCAGUUUGAAGAGUUGACAAAGAGCCCUGAUGUGAUUAUUGCAACGCCUGGGAGACUUAUGCAUCUUUUGGAGGAGGUAGAUGAUAUGUCACUUAGGACGGUUGAGUAUGUGGUUUUCGAUGAGGCAGACAGUCUGUUUGGUAUGGGUUUUGCCGAGCAGUUGCAUCAGAUCUUAGGUCAGUUAGGUGAGAACAGGCAGACUUUGCUUUUUAGUGCUACCUUACCAAGUGCACUUGCAGAGUUUGCAAAGGCUGGUUUGCGUGAGCCUCAGCUUGUUCGGUUAGAUGUUGAGAACAAGAUUAGCCCGGACUUGAAGCUUUUUUUUUUCCAAUUUCCUUUUGCGAAGUGACAUACAGACAUCCCUGGCCAUCGGAGGUGGCAUUGCAUGAAUCAUAAUCAUCUUAUUUUUCUUCAACGUUCAACAAUACAGAAAAGAGAUGGUGGCUUGAUUAAUAAUAAUGUCAACAAUGUUUU
Eutrema salsugineum is the source of this 999-nucleotide messenger RNA. RefSeq names its product putative DEAD-box ATP-dependent RNA helicase 29. Bases 107 to 874 code for a protein of 255 amino acids. The transcript has 2 exons. NCBI's taxonomy places the organism in Eukaryota, Viridiplantae, Streptophyta, Magnoliopsida, Brassicales, Brassicaceae. The record is from RefSeq and is a predicted model, not a curated record. Gene Ontology annotation, molecular function: ATP binding; nucleic acid binding; RNA helicase activity.